Entrophospora sp. SA101 is the source of this 1389-nucleotide messenger RNA. The record is from the annotation of a GenBank genome assembly. Lineage: Eukaryota; Fungi; Glomeromycota; Glomeromycetes; Entrophosporales; Entrophosporaceae.
AUGUCAGAUUUCGCAAAGUUACUUCAAAAAGUGCCAAUGAUAUGCUCAUCCACCAUCGAUUAUUAUCGUUAUGGACCACCUCAACCAUCAUGGAAUUUGAAGUUUUAUUUGAUGUACAAACUUAUAAAAGAUGGGAUGGCAUCAUCAUCCAGUCAAACUAUCGAAAAUAUUCAAGGAACGUAUAAUACAAAAACAGCUAUCGAUAAUGAUAUAUUUGUAGAUGAGCUGAUAUUGUCAAAUUCACUUCGUAAAAGAUCAGAAAUUUACAUUGAUGAUGUUUUAAAAGAUUAUAAUCAUGUGCUUCUUGAUGAUUGGAGAAUUAUUUUGUAUUUACAUGGUGGAGCAUAUUUUGUAUAUCCUCCUGGUUAUCGUAGUAGUACUUCUAGGAUUGCAAAAUCUACAAAUGCAAGACUUUUUGUAAUAAAUUAUAGACUCGCACCACAAAAUCAAUUUCCUGCUGCUUUACACGACUCAAUAACUGCCUAUAAUUAUCUUAUUAAUCCACCAAAUGAUGCUGAUUUCCUACCAAUUGAACCUAAAAAUAUUAUAAUUAUGGGUGAUAGUGCAGGUGGUGGUCUAACGAUGGCAACAUUACUUGCUAUACGUGACUCAAAAAAAUCAUUACCUUCACCAGCUGGAGCUGUUUUAUGGUCAGCAUGGGUUGACUUAGUUCAUUCAACACCAUCAGCAAAAGACCCAAAAUUUGAAGAAACAGAUUUUUUGACAAGAAAAAAUUUUAAUUGUGCAAUAUCUCCCGCAUGGGAAGAAUUUGAACAAAAAGCAGAAGAGUUAUCAGAAAAGAUUCGGUUAAAUGUUGAUAAUAAACCAAGAUUUUGGCAUAAAUCAUUUGAUUGUGAUGGUCGUUUACAACUUUAUGUGUCUAAUGAAGGAUUAGCAAUUCCAUAUGUUUCUCCAUUAUUUGCUGAAAGUUUGGGUGGUUUACCACCAAUUUUAGUGCAAGUAGGUGAUGUAGAAAGAUUAAGAGAUGAGGGUAUUUAUUUGGCUCAUAAAGCUGCUAACCCAGAAAAGUACAAUUUGCCCAAUUACAAUGCUGAAAAAUUUGAAAGGUCGUCUUAUAAAACACCUACAAAAGUUGUUCUUGAGGUUUAUGAAGAAAUGCCUCAUGUCUUCCAUCUAUUACUGAACCUCCAUUCAUCACCAAAUAUGGCCGUUAAACGAACAGCUGAAUUUAUUGAACAAUUAUUAUCAGGCAAAGAAAAGAAGCAAGAAUUAGAAGUCUUACGUGUAACAAGUAAAGGCAAAAUCAUUGAAGAGCUGAAAGAAGAGCAUUACAAGAUACUUGAAUGUGAAAAUAUUGGCGUUGUUUCAUCUAAUAUUGAAAAGGAUUAUUGUACUAGACCUAACGAUGACAAUGACAAUAAAUUGUAA